AUGGACACUGUCGGAAAUACUCCCCUCAUCCGCUUGAACAAACUCAGUGAAGAGACUGGAUGUGAGAUUCUUGGCAAAGCCGAGUUCAUGAACCCUGGAGGUUCAGUCAAGGACAGACCUGCGCUCCAAUUGAUCUUGGACGCUGAGCGAAGGGGUCUGAUUAAGCCAGGAGCUACCAUUACAGAGGCAACCUCAGGCAAUACUGGGAUUGGUUUAGCUCAUGUGUGCAAUGCCAGAGGGUACAAGCUUGUUGUUUGCAUGCCCAGGACCAUGUCGCUGGAGAAGCAGCGCACUCUGAAACAAUUGGGCGCUCAAGUCAUCCUGACAGAGCCUAUCCCGCUCAAGGAUCCUGUUACUGGGAAGCCAAAUAUGGAACAUUACCAUAAUUUGGUAUCAAUGAUUGAAAUGCUUGCUUGGCAAAACACUGCUAAUCGUGAAGCUCAUUACCUCACAACUGGUCCAGAAAUUAUGCAGCAGACUGGCGGCAAAAUAGAUUGUUUCUGUGCUGCAACAGGGACAGGAGGAACGAUCGGAGGCGUUUCUCGGUACUUGAAGGAUUACUCUCCGAAGACAAAGGUAGUCCUUGCGGAUUGCUUUGGGAGUGCUUUGCACAGCUGGGCGACUACUGGAUCAUCCCCUGUCACUGAAGGAAUCGGAAACAGCAUUAUCACAGCAAAUAUGGAGGGACUUCGUGACUACAUUGAUGAUUGUAUCCAGAUUCCCGACCCUGAUGCCAUAAGGAUGGUUUUUCGCCUACUUUACGAUGAAGCGAUUUUUGUUGGUGGAUCAGCAGCACUGAAUGUGUGUGCUGCUGUUGAGAUGGCGAAGCGUCUUGGGCCUGGCCACACCAUUGUCACCAUCUUGUGUGACAGUGGCUUCAGGUAUGGCAGCAAGUUCUUCAACAAACAAUGGAUGCAGGAGAAAAAGCUUUACGAUUGUCUGCCUCCUGAACACCGCGCUGGGAUCGAGUGA
Guillardia theta CCMP2712 is the source of this 972-nucleotide messenger RNA. RefSeq lists its product as hypothetical. The record is from RefSeq and is a predicted model, not a curated record. The transcript has 6 exons. The coding region runs from base 1 to 972 and encodes 323 amino acids. Gene Ontology annotation, cellular component: cytoplasm. NCBI's taxonomy places the organism in Eukaryota, Cryptophyceae, Pyrenomonadales, Geminigeraceae. Gene Ontology annotation, molecular function: cysteine synthase activity.